AUGCUGUCCUCUCUUCUUCUCUUUCACCUUGGUUCUCCCUCUCCUCUCUGUUGUAACAUCGGUGUCGCUACCAGAGGUUCCACCGCCGUCCCUACUGCCUCGUGGGUCACCGUCCCUGCUGCCUCAUGUUGGGUCACCAUCGUUGUCUCGAAUUCCAUCUCCGCCGUCACUGCUCCCUCGUGUUUGGUCGUCGUCGUUAGUCCCAUCGCCGUUGUUGCUAUUGCCUCAUGGAUUGCCGUCGUUGUUGUUGUCUCACAAAUCGAUCUCGUGGUCGAGGUAGAGGGAAGGUGUCUACUGGUACCUUCAUCCGCCUCUGCCACCAUCCGUCGACUCGUUGAUCCCGAGGAUGGUGUCGAUUUAAGGGAGCAGAGUGAAGGUAAGAGCUGGAGCGGCUUUAGCGAUGAAGCAACAAAUGGCGCGGUGUACCAAGAUCAUAUGUGCACCAGUGGCAGCGGUGCUAUUGGUGGCAGCAACGACACUACUGGAGGAGUAUUGACAUCACCGCCUAAUAAGUCUUAUGCUGAGUUUAUUCUAGUUUCCUUACGGUGUGGCAUGUUAGCAUCAAUAUUAGCCACACUUUAUUGUUACCUAAUGAAACCCACAAGAAAGAAACACGUUUAUCUUGUGGAUUUUGCAUGCUACAAACCUCAUAAUCCUGCAUGCAUGUGCACGAAGGAGCAUUUCUUGAAGUUAAUAAAGAGUACAGGAAAAUUUCGAGAUGAGAGCUUAGAUUUCCUACGGAAGAUUCUAGAGAGGUCUGGAAUUGGUGAAAAGACCUACAUUCCGGAAUGUAUCAUGAAAUUCCCGGAAUACAUAAGCUUGGAUGAGGCAAAGGGUGAGACAGAGUCCGUGAUGAUUGGCGCCAUUGAUGAACUUAUGUUGAAAACAAAAGUGAAGAAAGAGGAAAUUGGAAUCAUUGUGACGAAUUGUUCUUUGUUCAAUAGCAUACCCUCUCUGAGUUCAAUGGUUGUCAACCAUUACAAGCUUAGCCACAAUGUCUUGACCUAUAAUCUUAGUGGCAUGGGUUGCAGUGCUGGACUUAUUUCCGUUGAUCUUGCCAAACAACUAUUGCAGGUACGUCCUAAUUGUUAUGCCUUAGUGUUCAGCACUGAAAACCUGAGUAGCAAAGUGUACUUUGGAAACAAUCGUUCCAUGCUUGUAUCCAAUUGUCUCUUUCGAGUGGGAGGUGCAGCAAUUUUACUCUCCAACCGUUCUUCUGAUUCUCAUCGUUCCAAAUAUUAUCUUAAACACAUUGUUCGCACCCACAAUGGUUCUCAAGAUCAAUACUACAAUAGCAUCCUUGAAAAGGAAGAUGAAGAUGGUGUUUCUAUUGGCAUUGCGCUUUCGAAGAACAUUAUGAAUUCUGCGGGAAAAACCCUUAAAGCAAACAUUUCAACUCUUGGAAAAGAUGUGCUACCCUUGAUUGAACAAGUUAAAUUUCUCGCAAAUUUAGUUGCGAGAAAUUUCUUGAAGAUAAGGGGCAUAAAGGCAUAUACUCCAAAUUUUAUGCUUGCUUUUGAGCACUUUUGCAUUCAUACAGGAGGAAAAGCCGUACAAGAGGAAAUGCAAAAAGUGCUUAAACUAAGUGAUUGGCAUAUGGAACCUUCUAGAAUGACUCUUUAUAGAUAUGGUAACACUUCAAGCAGCUCAGUGUGGUAUGAAUUGGCAUAUUGUGAGGCCAAAGGAAGAGUCAAGAAGGGUCAUCGGAUAUGGCAGAUUGCAUUUGGGUCAGGAUUCAAAUGCAAUAGUGCUGUCUGGUGUGCAUUGCAAACUAUUGAUCCAGUAAAGGAGAAAAACCCUUGGACAGAUGAGAUUCAUGAAUUUCCUGUUAAUGUUACAAACUAA
Arachis stenosperma is the source of this 1845-nucleotide messenger RNA. Its product is annotated as 3-ketoacyl-CoA synthase 11-like. The coding region runs from base 1 to 1845 and encodes 614 amino acids. NCBI's taxonomy places the organism in Eukaryota, Viridiplantae, Streptophyta, Magnoliopsida, Fabales, Fabaceae. Gene Ontology annotation, molecular function: acyltransferase activity, transferring groups other than amino-acyl groups. The record is from RefSeq and is a predicted model, not a curated record. Gene Ontology annotation, cellular component: membrane. The transcript has 5 exons. Gene Ontology annotation, biological process: fatty acid biosynthetic process.